CUGAAGCAAAGCUGCAGAUCUUUCAGCUGCCGAAAUAUUGUAUCAUAUAUUCUGCCAUUCUACAGCAUUCUUGCAUCCUUUUACACGCUACGUGCCUUCUUACACGACGUCAUUGCUGGUAUAACUAUGUCGAUUUUGCAUGUGCCACAAGGCAUGGCCUACGGUUAUCUCGCAGGACUAAGACCCAUCAAUGGACUUUACACUUCCUUUUUCCCUCCGUUGGUCUACUUCUUCUUCGGAACUUCGCGACACAUUUCUGUAGGCACGUUCUCGGUCGUUGCUCUGCUCAGUGCGGCACCAGUUGACCGCUUGGCUGCUACGCUCGCCGAUGUCAACAUUACGAGCAAUUCAACGGACAAUGUGGUAUAUGAUUACCGGCUGAAGGUUGCAAUAACUGUUACUCUGUUGUCUGGCCUAAUUCAGGGGUUGCGAAAUGACAAAUUCGGCCUAUGUGAAGAUGGCCUGCACUGGAUUUCUCUCUCUUUGCAGUUCCUCAUGGGUCUGCUUCGCCUAGGUUUUCUGAUGGUCUACAUUUCUUCGCCGCUUUUGGGUGGAUUCACUUGUGCUUCGGCUCUUCAUGUGAUUGCAAGCCAGUUAAAUGCCUUGUUUGGAGUAAAGAUGAAGCGCACGGUUGGCCCGGGUAUUCUACCUUUGGAUUUUUACAAUUUUAUUCUAGUCUUCAAGGAGACAAAUGUGGCAACCAUCACCAUAUCCGUUAUCUGCAUUACGGUUUUGGCAAUUUUCAAAUUUCUGAUCAAUCCGAAAAUUGAGGCCAAGAUUCAUUUUCCUUUUCCGGUUGAAGUGGUUGUGCUUAUUUUGGCCACGACAAUAUCUCACUUUGCUCAGUUGAACCAGAGGUUUGGUGUGAGGAUUGUGGGUCCCUUACCACAGGGUCUACCGAAACCCGUUCUUCCAGAUCUCAACCUGGUCCCAUCAAUAGCGGUGGACUCAAUCAUUGUGUCUUUCGUUGCGCUUGCAACUACGGUGUCCCUGGCCAAAUUGUAUGCAUCCAAAGCUGUUUAUGAUGUAAAGUAUACCCUGUAUUCCUAUGUUUCAUUCCUCCAUUUGCAGGUCGCUUCUCUGAUCUCCUGUGCAGUUCUUGUACUAGUUUUGACAGUUAUCGGACCGUCACUAGAAUCUGUUCCGAUGUGUGUCCUAUCCUCGAUUAUUCUUGUUUCGCUGACUGGCAUAUUGGGUCAAAUAAUGGAAGUUCCUAAGCUUCUUCGAUCUUCUGUCAUUGAUGCGGCCGAACGUCUGCCGGGCAUAGUUAUCCUACGAUUCGGUGGUCCACUAUAUUAUGCAAAUUCUGAACGUUUUCAAAAUUGGGUUACGGAAACGGUGGGUCUUGACGCCAAUAAAGUUUACAAGGAGCUCCAGUCCAAAACUGCCGUGCCGACACCGAGCGAUCGAAGCCAGGACAAAUGUAGCUGUUCGUCCAAGUGUUGUUAUCGAUCUCAGACUUUGGAGGUUGCGGUGGUUGUCUGGAUUGUGACCUUCCUAGCCACCGUCUUUAUUGAUGUGCCGCUUGGUCUCAUCACUGGCCUUGUGUUUUCGUUGGUGACGGUUCUCUGCCGCACACAAUUGUCGACCAGUUACGAAUUGGGUCAUAUUAAAGACACUGACUUGUAUGAGAGUCGAACGCUUUAUACAGCACCUGAGGAAGAACCGCCACUCCGCCCACAGUUGGCCAAUGCGAUCAAUAUAAGAUUCAUCAUUCUGGAUAUAUCCUCCUGGACUUUCAUCGAUGUCGUUGGGGCUCAUACUCUUCAUGAU
Opisthorchis viverrini is the source of this 1773-nucleotide messenger RNA. RefSeq lists its product as hypothetical. The annotation marks the transcript as partial. Gene Ontology annotation, molecular function: bicarbonate transmembrane transporter activity; oxalate transmembrane transporter activity; chloride transmembrane transporter activity. Gene Ontology annotation, biological process: transmembrane transport. Gene Ontology annotation, cellular component: membrane. NCBI's taxonomy places the organism in Eukaryota, Metazoa, Platyhelminthes, Trematoda, Opisthorchiida, Opisthorchiidae. The transcript has 12 exons. The record is from RefSeq and is a predicted model, not a curated record.